Knipowitschia caucasica is the source of this 381-nucleotide messenger RNA. Lineage: Eukaryota; Metazoa; Chordata; Actinopteri; Gobiiformes; Gobiidae. The record is from the annotation of a GenBank genome assembly.
AUGGACCACUACAACAACAGCCUCAGCUCCAUUCUGGACAUUCAUGCCCCACUGAAGACCCGGACUGUCAACUUCACCCGCUCAGCUCCCUGGUACACCAACCAGCACAGGGCCAUGAAAAGGUCAGGCCGUGUCCUGGAGCGGGCCUAUACUACAUCUGGGCUGACGGUGCAUAAGUUGGCCUACCGGGAACAUCAGAAAUCCUACGCAAAAGCACUCUCAUCAGCAAGGCCUGCCGCACCGCGCUCUCCAACAGCGCUGGCGGUCAUCACUGCUGCUCAGCAGGAGUCGACUUUCAUCCGAGAGCAGCAGCACCGAGGCGCUGGGCUCUUGUCCACAGGAAAUACUACCACAGGUGGUGGCAGCUGUGGUGGUCUCUGA